UUCAAACUCGCCGUCCCGACGUCGAUGGACGCAGGCCACUUCCGGUGGCGCCAUGGCGGCCAACGCUACCACUAACCCGUCGCAGCUGCUGCCUCUUGAACUUGUGGACAAGUGUAUAGGAUCAAGAAUUCACAUCGUGAUGAAGAGUGAUAAGGAAAUUGUUGGCACGCUUCUGGGAUUUGAUGACUUUGUCAACAUGGUCCUGGAAGAUGUCACUGAGUUUGAAAUCACACCAGAAGGCAGAAGGAUCACUAAAUUAGACCAGAUUUUGCUAAAUGGAAACAAUAUAACAAUGCUGGUUCCUGGAGGGGAAGGACCUGAAGUAUGAAUGGAUUCCUUGACUGAUGCUAGCUAGAUUCUGUGUCAUCUUAUAAUGGCAACAAAAUAGACGUUUUUUUUAAGCCUUUCAAUAUCUGGAUUCUGUGAAGCUAAGUUUCCCGUUAAAGGGGAAUGCUUCGAAGAGGCAUUGUAAAUGCCAUUUUUGUAAGUUAAUCAUGUUUAUCUUGGAAGAAAAAGAACAGUUUGUUCUUUGAAGACUACAAUAAAGGCGUUUUUGGUUA
This is a messenger RNA of Artibeus jamaicensis (Jamaican fruit-eating bat), 560 nucleotides long. It is a transcript of the gene LSM5, whose product is annotated as LSM5 homolog, U6 small nuclear RNA and mRNA degradation associated. The coding region runs from base 53 to 328 and encodes 91 amino acids. Gene Ontology annotation, molecular function: RNA binding. The record is from RefSeq and is a predicted model, not a curated record. The transcript has 5 exons. Gene Ontology annotation, biological process: mRNA splicing, via spliceosome. Gene Ontology annotation, cellular component: U4/U6 x U5 tri-snRNP complex; U6 snRNP; Lsm1-7-Pat1 complex. NCBI's taxonomy places the organism in Eukaryota, Metazoa, Chordata, Mammalia, Chiroptera, Phyllostomidae.